Xyrichtys novacula (pearly razorfish) is the source of this 2207-nucleotide messenger RNA. NCBI's taxonomy places the organism in Eukaryota, Metazoa, Chordata, Actinopteri, Labriformes, Labridae. The record is from the annotation of a GenBank genome assembly.
AUGCAGAGGUCACCGAAGAUCAGGAAAAGAACUUCCUGCCCUGGAGAAAUGCCAGGAUGUUGGAGAGCAGUCAAUGAAGGCCUGUUCUCAGUAAGUGCUGCGCCCACAGGGGGAACGUCCUGUGCUUUUUUAUCCAACCUAAAGACAGAGUCAGAGUCAGACUGGAUCUCUUCUGCUUUCUUCAUCUCUGUAUGCACUAAAACUUAAAAAAAAGACUGAACACUUAAAUCCUGUUGAUCCAAGUCCAGUUAAGAGCAUGAUAUCCAGACAGUUUCAUGGAUUGUAUGUUCUUGCUCAAGUCGUCAAAAUCCUGCGACUUUUAACCUGAAAAAUAAUGACCUAAAAAUUAAAAUAUUAGCUAAAAGUGUCAGAUAAUGCUACCUGUUUUCCAGACAUAGUUCAAAACACCUUUCAAACAUCAGUCCCUGUUGUGGACGCCCUGAAUUAAAGGGUUAAUGUGCGUUUUUUUCCCCCUCCUCCACCUGCUCAUAAAUUGCUGAGUCAGCACUCUGCGUCUGAAUGACUUGCAUUGAUUGACUGAUUGCGUGCAGCGUCACUGAGACAUGACUCACCUCGUUUCCCCCCUCACAUCUCCCUGCACCUCCCCCCCGGGAGCUCUCGCAGCCUCAUCUGGAGGCCGCAUGUCCGUUAACGAUCCCGUCAAUAAAUCGAAGUUGCAAAUGAGGGGAGAGGAUGCUCGCGCUCAUUCAUCACGGGCAUCAGUUAAAUAAGCUGACAUAUGGCUGUGGGGGAGGAAAAUGGUAAUCUCCCGUCUUUGUAGAAAGAUUAGUAGGAUGAUCAAGGGGGAUCGAGCCGAGUCUGUUUCUAAUGUGGCUUCAAUGAUUAGCUGGUGACCAGCAGGACCAGAGAGCCGCAUAUGGUUUUCCUCAUCAGACAAAACAGGCAGGAUGGAGCGACCAGAGUCUCUUAUUCUUGUUUGUAUCUGAAUGUCAUUACUCAGUAACAUCUUAGUGUGGUGGUGGGCGUGGCCUAAUCACUUAUAAGAAAGCGUAGAGGGGCAUCCUCUCAAAUUCAAUUGUGCUUUUUGCAGGUACUGAUCAGUGAUGAUUUAAAAGAAGUGUUACAUCAAUUAGGCUUUGAUAGUAAAUUGCUGCAAAAUUCAGAAUGUGUAACGUGUUGCAUCCAAAAGUUCUGCUACUUCAUCCAUUUGGCCUUUACAGUAAAUUGCUGUAAAAUUCAAAGCAUGUUGUGUUGCAUCCAAGAAUAGUGCUAUACAUGAAUUUGGCUUUAACAGUAAUUUGCUGUAAAAUUUAAAAUGUGUGUUAUGAUUCAUCCAAACAUCAUGCAGCUAUGUCGAUUUGGCUUUGACAGUAAAUUGCUGUAACAUUCAAAACGUGUGAUUUUCUGCAUCCAAACAUAGGGCUACUACAUCGAUUUGGCUUUGACAGUAAAAUGCUAUAAAAAUUCAAAACAUGUCACUCAAAGCAUCUAAACGUAGUGCUAUACAUGGAUUUCGCGUUGACAGUAAAUUGCUGUAAAUUCAAAAUGUGUGAUUUUUGCAUCCAAAAGUUCUGCUACUUCAUCCAUUUGGCCCUUACAGUAAAAUGCUGUAAAAUUUAAAAAGUGUAAUUUGUUGCAUUGAAAAGUAGUGCCACAUCAAUUUGGCUUUGACAGUAAAUUGCUGUAAAAUUCAAAAUGUGUGAAUUGUUGCAUCCAAACGUGGUGCUACUACAUCGACUUGCCUUUGACGGUAAAUUACUGUGAAAUUCAAAAUGAAGAGAACACUGACACUGACAAUCGGGUUUGGGGUCUGUUGAGUCUGUUGAGUCUGUUGUUCUUGUGCUCAUUCUCUGGCUGGUUUCGUAACAAAAAAGUGCAGCCAAACAAAAUUUCAUGAUAAAAAAACACAAACAAAGGAAAAAACUCAUCAAUCUUCAGGAAGUCUGAACACUGUCACCCAUGAAGAGACACAAAAGGCUCAAAACUACCCUGCAUUCAAAGACAGAUUUACACUGUUAACACAUUUGACUCCAAACUGAAUAAUCCUGCUGUGUCCUUAAUGUUUUCUCCUCGUGACUGAAAACAGAGACUCUUAAUUGAGUUGCAGAAUCCAAAAUAUUCUGUUUCCACCCCACCAGAAGUCCUCAACAGGAAGCGCUGUCUGCCAAAUAGACGGGCCUGUUCCCGGAGCUCCAGAGGGAGUAAAAGCCCUCAGAGCUGAGGCUGCUCCUCGCUCACAUGGAUAA